CGGAAUGCCAUGGCCUCAAAGGACCCGACAUGUCACCCCCCAUCCGUCAAUAGCAUGAGGGACUCUCAUCCUCGCGAGAGACUGCUUACCCAUCCGCUGCUAUGGACGGACCGCCAGCUCCAAGCCUUUGACUGCCGCUUCAUCAAUGAUGCAAACGACACGCCUCAUCCAAAGGGGGUGCAGUUCACGCCCUCUCGAUUGCCCUUAACACCACCUUCGUCGGCACCAAAGCCGCACCUUUGCAGCCAGGAUGAGCCCACGGAAGAAGCACGGCGUUUGGCAAGAAGCUGCCACCCCCCUUUGAAAUACUAUGCCUUGGCCUGUCUACUGCGUAGCCAAGGGUUUGAGAAGACUGGUGACUCCAUUGCUUUCUACCAUAAUGGCCGACCCGCUUAUCGGCCCAAGUGCUCUGUGUUCUCGCCCAAGCACGACGGCGGCCUGGAAACUAGCCGCCCGCUACAGUUGGCCCAUCUCGACUACGCCGAAAUCCUAGGCAGCCGCCGCAAGAUGCUGAUGCCAAGUCGGCCCCCCCAAGGGAGCGAUAACGCACCAGGGCGAGCCAUCUUCCAUAAAAAGUUGGCCAAAGUUACCCCAAAAGACUGGUCCCAGGAUCCAUUUCUGGUAUCCAUCUUGAUAUCCCUUGCCCAGUCGCAGCAGCAUCAUGUUGGAACUAGUCAACUAGGCCACGAUGCUCUGUCGAGCGAGGAUUCAUAUACAGCACAGCUGCUACUAACUCACAACCUGGAUCGUCACGCUAUUCACCUCUAUGAAUCUGAGAUCCCAACCAUGUUUCUCAGCAAACUUACCGACCCACAUCACCAUGGGAUGGCUAGUAUGGCCGUCCAUCACAAAAUAGUUCCGUUUGAACCGCACAAUGAUUUGUCUGAGCGUUUGGCCGCUCUACUACGAUGACUAAGGAACAGGGACAGACACCUAUUGAAUCUAUCGAAUUCAAUACCGGGCUUUGCCAUUCAAUUUGAUGGCUUAGUAUUUGAUUCCCGUGUAACUAUAUGUAAUUUGACCCAAGUCUAGUACGUCUCCUAGAGAUCCAAUAUUGAGUCAAGUAUCUGUUAUUUAAUCCAAUGCCAAGAUUCGAUCGAACUCGAUCGAAUAGAUGAUUAAUUCCCGUGAAGGUAGGGGACGUUAGAGGAAAUAACGGCUUGUUAAUGAGGGGACCGUCUGACAUGGAGGGAUUCAACAGGAAAUAUGAAGAAGCACAUGCAGGGAGUAUGUAAUAUAGCGGUAGGGGCCUAUAGGAAAUGUCCCUCGGGCGAAAUAAAC
This is a messenger RNA of Ilyonectria robusta, 1281 nucleotides long. RefSeq lists its product as uncharacterized. The coding region runs from base 10 to 912 and encodes 300 amino acids. The record is from RefSeq and is a predicted model, not a curated record. The transcript has 3 exons. Lineage: Eukaryota; Fungi; Ascomycota; Sordariomycetes; Hypocreales; Nectriaceae.